Mya arenaria is the source of this 3141-nucleotide messenger RNA. RefSeq lists its product as uncharacterized. The record is from RefSeq and is a predicted model, not a curated record. The coding region runs from base 49 to 1623 and encodes 524 amino acids. The transcript has 8 exons. NCBI's taxonomy places the organism in Eukaryota, Metazoa, Mollusca, Bivalvia, Myida, Myidae.
CGUAUAUUGCCUCAGUACUUCGUUGGAACCGGGAUUCAUAAGUUUAAUAUGGCAUUCGCUCAUUUAAUUUUAUUUGUGUUUUUUAAACAAGUAGUUUUCAUAAGGAGUCAUGACGUUUUAGCGAACCUUCAGAUACAAGAAAGUUCGGCAUCGUGUUUCGGUUUAGAAGACGACCAUACACGAUGGAUGCGGGCUACCUGUUCAUCCCAAGACCUCGUCAUUCUUAUAGAAUCCUUUACCGUCGUUUUCCACCCCGUUGUCAUGAACUGUACCAACAACACCGUCAUUUAUGAAGAAUAUAGGCAAUCCUGUUGUUUAAAAGAGAGUGUGAACAGCUCAAGGGACUGUACAGUUACACAUCAGUUCGACACGAAAUAUUCCGUCGCCAAUUAUCAGACGUGUAAUGGGCAUUCUUCUUGUAAUGUCAUGGUCCCACAAGUGCUGGUGCCGAGCAAUGACUGUCCAUAUGAUAAAUACGAGCCGAAACCAUAUGAUAUUGUCUCAAACUUUAUGUACAUGAAUUACUACUGUCUUGAAAAGUCACUGAUUUUACCGGACAGCACUGGAAGCCUGAAGACACCUUGGCCGGGCAGUGUUAUCUACCUCCAGAGUCCUGGUUUUAGUAACGAUCAGAGAAUUCCGUAUAUGGCAGACAGCGAAUGUUCGAUCCAAACAGACAGCUGCAGUUCAGGAAUAUAUGUUUACAUACUGCAUCUGGUUUUAGAAGACAGUAACACUGAACAGUGGGAUAAUGUUCCUUGCAACCAGACGUUGAAAAUAGAAAACUCUAGAGGAGAUGUGCUUCAUAAAUGGACGUGUGAUGACAAUACCAAUCUGCAAAAGGGACAUCUCACAAUUACUGCAAACUACAUGCGGCUUAAACUUGAUAACAAUUAUACAAGUCCGAACAAUUGGGAUCAAACCCGCGGAGGAGCGUAUUGGUUUGGAUUCAAAUCUGUAGCCACAACAGAAAACUUAAGAAUUGACUGCCCUGCAAUCGAUCCUGUCUGUAUUAUAACGACCACAAAGACUACAACAACGACCACAAUGCCCACAACGACCACAACGCCUACAACGACCACAACGCCCCAAAUGCCCACAACGACCACAACGAUCACAACAACGUCAACAACGCCCACAACGACCACAACGCCCACAACGAUCACAACGCCUACAACGCCCAAAACAACGCCAACAACGACCACAACGCCUACAACGACCACAACGAAUUCGACGACGUCUACUACAACUUCAACGACAUCAAACAGUGCAACUGAAACUGUAACUGCUCUUCAGCGGGCGAUUCCAACGGCCGCGGUUAUUGCACUUCCGAGUGCGAUUUCGGUUCUCAUCGUUGUCAUCAUUGUUAUUGCAGCACGCCUCAUACGUUUGCGACGUCGAAAAGAAGAUCCGAGACUGGUUUCGUCGGACCAGCAGGAGAGCCCGUAUACGCAAAUAAAUUUGGAUUUAAGCGUAAACUCCUAUGUCGCUGCUAGGUUUGUAAGCGUCGGUAGUCCUGACGCUUCAUCUUAUGACCAGAUCAACCUGGAUCUCAGUCCUUCACAAACUGCGAUGGACCUGAAUGACGAUGGCUACGACAACAAUAUCAAAAAACACUCAUAAUGUCCGACCCUAACACAAUCAGGCCAAGGAAUCGAGGACACACUGGUGUUAAAAUCGCAUAAAGGCCAAGAACUUGAACUGAUGCCAAUAUGAAUAAAUGGUGCAAAUAUAUAGUUACUGUCUACUGAAUUUAUUCAAAUAUCGAAAAGGAUAUACAAGUUGCUUACUUACGAACGCGCAUAUGACCCAUUUUUAACUUUUCUGACAAGAUCUCAUGAAAAUGCAAAUUCAUACUCAACACUUGGAAGUAUUUGUUCAACAACAUUUUUUUAACUAUGUGAUUAUUAGCAACAAAAAGCGUUAUUAACCGACAUCGCUGCAUAAUAGUGUUAUAGUUUGUUUUCAUUUUGAAGAUAUUUCGAAUUGGGAUGGCUAUGUAUGCAAUUUUGUGGUUGCUUUUUUGAGCUUGUUUCUGUAGGUUUUCAUAUAAGUAAUGCACAUUUUUAACAAAUGGCUGUUUUGUUUGCACUACCUCCAAAUUUUAAUAGUUAUUGUUUCUGUUUGUACAUAGAUGUGUACGAAUUGUACACAUAUGUAAUUCAUUUGUAUAGGGGUUUAAUUAGAUGACCUUGUAGUGUUACGUUAUAUUGUUAACAUUUGAAGAGUACCAAUCAGAAAAUGAUGUUGUUAUAUCACGUGAUAUGGCUAACGUCUGAAGAAUACCAACUUUUUACCACGGGGUCCCUCAUGACAAAGACAAAUAAUUGUUUUUAAGAUUGUCCUAAAUUGAAUGUUUCUUAGAAAUCAAGGUCAUUUUUGUAUGUACCGGAACUGUUUUGACAGUUUUGUUAUCUCUAUGCAUUAAGAUGUAGACUAUUGUUUCAUUUUCUUUGUAGUUAUUCGUUGACAUUGUGAAAUUAUUUCUUUUUUUUCGACCGUUUUGUUUUGUAUAUGAGCAGUUUAAGUUCACUCUUUAAAAAGUAUUAAUUGAAUAUAACCGUUGAAAUAUGUUGUUUUAGACUAAUUUAAAAAAAGAAAAGAUUUGAUUGCAAUUUAUUUCCGAUAUUUCUCCAAUUAAAGAACUUAUCAAAAAUAAUAUAACAGUAUGAAUACGCACAAACUUAUUGACCGCGCGUAGCCGCAGAAAAUAUCAAUGUCGAACUAUUUUGUAUAUGUUUUAUUACCUUACAGUGAAAAAAGUAAUAUUGAAAAUUGUGAAACAUUUUAAAUUGUUACAUGAUUUUGAUCAUCAAUACGUAAUUUGCUCGACGACAGAGGUUAAAACAAAGGAAGGUAACCUCUGCUAGUGGUUGGGAAGAAAAUAACAUUUAUUUCAGAGCCGAAUAAAAAAUGUAUAUAAAGUGAAAUGUAAAUCGUUUCUUUCUAUAACCACGUAAUGCUUUAAAAUGAAACAGCUCAAUAAUGAAAGAAUAUAACACAUCCCUAAAGAACCUUUAAAAAUCCAUUUUCAUUACGUUUUAACGACAUACUGGUAUAAUUUGUAAGCAAUGUUUUAAAUGUAACGAUAUAAUAUUUCUUGUUUAAAUUGUGUCUUAGCAAAUAAAAUGAAAAAAAGUA